AUGGAGAUUAUUCCCCAUUUCUAUGGGGACAUGCAAUUGCGUGCUAGGGAUGACCAGAUCAGAGUUGGCGUAACUCAGUGGAGAGAAGUUAAGAACAAAACACACGCAGUUCAUGUACAACAAACUAUAGAAUUAAAAGACGAAACAUACUCCUGUGGAAGAAACGCCGCCAAAGACAUGGAGACAUUCCCAGCCGAAAACGCCAGAGGCGCGAUUGAGCAAGCUCUGUUCACCGAACCUCUUGUGCGCCAGGCCAGGUACAUCGAGACCACGAACGGCCAAGUUGCCGUUGCACUGUCGCUGAACAAGGAUCGAGUGGCGGCCUCCGGAAAAACGAAAAAGGAGAUUGUUUCGCUGAUCCGAAAAAACGUCCGAGCCUCGACCAGAGUUCGACCGUUUCCCAAACGAUGGCUCGUGCUGGAGGAGCUCUCGGUUACGGCGACAGGCGAGGUGGAUGAGACAAAGCUGAGGGAAUUGCUUGACGAGGAUGUCAAGAAAGCGGAACAACGAACCGGGGAAAAACCGCCUGGCGCGCUGCAGAUGGCAUUUGCAGCGGCUCAUGGCGUCUCGCCCGAACAAGUCGAUCCCUACAAGUCCUUCAUCGAACUCGGUGGAGACUCGAUGGGCGCAAUCGAAGUGAGGAAUAUAUUGCUUCGGCAAGGCUUUGCAGUUGCGGUGCGAGAUCUUCUAUCUUGCUCGCAGCUCCUUGACGUUGAAAUGCGCGUCGGGAAUUGUCUUGACAACUCGGCGGGCUCAUUUCGAAGCAAAUUUGGACACCCCACUGAACUGCCGCAACUGAUUUGGCAAGCCAAGCUCGAUGAACCGUUGCAGACCGUCUCGCUACGGAUGCCUGGGCAUGUUGAUGAUCAGAUAAUCCGCGCGGCAUUGGAUGCUACAUUAGCAGAGUUUGCGAUACUUCAACCACAAGGCCCAAAUGCAACUGCUUACCACGUUCAUAACGCUGAGCAUGUCGCCGACAUGGAUUUGCGCGUAUCGGAGCUGCCAAGACAGAUGCGCGAGCGGGAUAGCGUCUUCGAAGCCCAUCUAUUCCGAGUUCACGACACCGAUGCAUACAAAUUAGUAUUGAUGGCGCAUAGGCUUCUUCUUGACCGCAGGUCCUGGCCGAUACUUCUGAACAGUUUCACGCGAACAUUGACUAAAUUCGCCCGAAAAGAGUCACUGAUGAGCAGGGAAAGCGCAACGCUGGAACAUGGUACAUUGACGUCUCGCCUAAGACAUGCAGGGGCCGAGGCCUACUUGGUCAACCAAGAUCAACCUGCGAAUUCCUCAUUGUCGGUCAUAACCGAGAGUCUCUCAAUUGGAGGAGAAGACAUCUCGCUACUCCUAGACGGUGCGAACCAUGUUGCGAUGAACACACGCCCCAUUGACCUAGUCGUCGCCGCCGUUACGACAUCACAUUGCCAGGUUGUUGGCUCCUCUACCUGCGAUGUCACUGUGAGAGCGAGUGCUAGAGAUUUUCUGCCCAAAGAAGAUCUGGAUCUUUCAAGAGAAGUCGGUCGUUUCGAUAUGGUAAUACCCGUCACUGUACCAGAUGUCGCACAGAGCGACAUUGCGCAGGCUUUGCGUAGUACAAAGGACGCCAUGAGGGCAUCGCUUUGGGAACAGGCUGCACCAUUUGAUGGAUCAACUCAACUGUCCCCAAUACUAACUAUCGAAUAUGACGGAAACCACGAGAAUAGCAGCGUUGAGAUGGGUGAGACAGGUAUCACAAUGGAAUCAGGUGACGAAAAAUGGAAAUAUGAUGCCACUCCAGGAGGUCAAGUACCGACUUCCCGAUAUGUCCGUGUCUCUUUUGAUGCCAGCAGGAAAAUGCAUUUUUCAUUUUCGUCGACUGAUUCAUCCGUUGAACUUGGAGAUUGGGCUCUACGCUGCAAAGUGGCCAUAACCGCCCUCAUCGGCCGGUUGCGCACCCUCAGUCGUCAGAGCACUCUAAGCGACUAUCCGCUGCUUCCAUUGAGCCCAGAUCAGUUGCAGAACUUUGAGAGUAGCUUUCUCCCUUCGAUUGGCGACGAGCACCUUGGAAAUAUCGAAACUGUUUAUCCGGCUUCUUCGGUACAAGAGGGCAUGCUUCUUGCCAAAAUCAGAAGGCCUGAAAGUUACACCAUUGAGUCGUUGAUUGAAGUCACGACAAAGCGACAAGCGGAACCUGUCAAUGUUGGGAGGAUAUGUAACGCGUGGAAAGCCGUUGUCCUACGACACCCAGCACUCCGUACCGUUUUUGUGCCCAGUGCUCGAGAUGGUAGUACGUACGAGCAAGUCGUCCUGCGAAAUGUCGAACCGAGGAUUGUCAUUCUGGACGGUACUGGGGGCGAUGCGCUUGAUAUACUACGGCAAGGACAGCCUGCAAUCUUCAGUGCAGCGGAGCCCGCUCACCAGCUAUCGAUCUGCAUAGGCCCUGACAGAAGGAUAUUUUGCAAGUUUGAGUUUAGCCACACUAUUGUUGAUGGAUUGUCUCUUUUCGUGAUUACGAGAGACAUGAGCCAGUACUUCAGUGGAGUGCUGCCCUGUACCUCAGGCUUGAUUCUCUCGGACCAUGUCCGCUACGUGGAAAUUCAGGAUAAGUCGGUUGAGUACUGGAAGCAAUACCUUGGGGCGAACAUGGAUUCGCUUUUCCCAGCAUUGAACCAAAAUUCUCACGAGGUGCCAGAAACUCGGUCAGUUUCUGUUGAGUUGGGUGACACUCGCGACCUGCUUGCGUCGUGCAAGGCGAUGGGAACAACCGUCGCCGCCUUGAUUCAAGCUGCUUGGUCAAUGGUGUUGAGAUACUAUACUCAAUCUAACGCUGUUAGUUUCGCAUAUAUGAGCUCUGGUCGCGAUGCUCCAAUCCAGGGCAUCCAUGAUGCAGUUGGUGUAUUCGUGCGGCUCAUGAUUCUUUCCGUUGACUUUAGAAACUCGGCAACAAUCUCGCAAAUACUGAGAAAAAUAACCACCGACUUAGCAGAGCAAAUGUCGCACCAGUACUGCUCCCUGGCUGAUAUGCACAAUGCUCUGGAAAUCCCGGGAGGGUCUCUCUUUAAUACGCUUGUGUCAAUAUACCAGGACUCGGACGAAGCGCCUGGUGAAGGGGUUGCUUUCCGCCGAAUCGAGGACUACACCCCUACCGAGUAUCCUAUUAACAUUGUCGCUGCCAGCUCCGUGGAGGGCCUCAGACUUCGUGUGAGCUACACCACAUCAAUACUCUCCGAGACUCAGGCUGCUAGCCUUGCUGAGUCCUUUGGCAAGGCUGUGGCGUGCAUCCUCGAUAACCCCCAAAAGCCUGCCAUCGACGUGAUGCUGCAAAGUGAAAGCGACAUCAAGACGAUCAUGCGGCAGUCCGAGUCCAUCAAAUCUCCCAUGGAUACUUUGAUUCACGAGCUUGUUUCCGCUCAGGCAAUUCGACAUCCAGGUCACAUAGCAGUUGAAGCUGCGGAUGGUCGCUUGACAUACGAAGAUCUUGAGAGAUUAUCGACCACCCUCGCUGCGCACCUACAGUGCCAUUUCCAUUUGGGGCCGGAAAAAAUCGCAGUAUGCUGUUUUGACAAGUCUGCUUGGGCAGUCGUUGCCAUGCUAUCCGUUCUCAAAGCGGGUGCUGGUUUCGUCAACGUCGAUGCAAGCUUUCCCAAUAGCCGCAUCACGAGCAUCACUGCUGAUACCGGAGCCACCAUUGCUCUCACAUCCAGCAAGCACUGCGCAAUUUUCACUAAUAUUGUCACUAACAUUUUUCAAGUUGACGCCGACUGCCUUGCUACAAUCAGUUCACAGCUUCCAUACCCGAAGGUAUUGCCCGGCGUUGUCCCAUCAAAUGUAGCCUAUGUGCUCUUCACAUCAGGUAGCACUGGAAAGCCUAAGGGAAUCAUCAUGGAACAUGCGGCUGUCUGCAGCAAUUCACAAUCCCAAGCGAGAUUAUGGGGCCUAAACGCCCAGUCCCGUGUACUGCAAUUUUCUGCGUUCACCUUUGACGUUAGUUUGUACGACAUCUUCACAACCCUCAUGUAUGGGGGUUGUGUUUGCAUUCCAUCUGACCAUCAACGUGUCAACGACCUUGCGGGUGCUAUCAACUCCAUGUCUGCAAACACGGCCAUGCUGACACCUACUGUGGCCGAUAUGCUGGAGCCUGUCAAUGUUCCAACCUUGAAGACUUUGGUGCUCGCAGGUGAAGCAGUAUCUCAGCGCGUGGCGUCUAGAUGGGUGUCAGAGGUGGCGCUCCACGGAGCCUAUGGUCCAUCUGAAUGCUCUAUGAUAGCCUGGAACCAGAAUCUCGGCAAGACAGACCGAUCAACUAACAUUGGUCCCCCUGUGGAGUGUAUGUUUUGGGUGGUUGAUGUGCAGGACCAUCGUCAACUGCUCCCACUCGGAUGCACGGGUGAGCUGUUAGUGCAAGGUCCGUCUCUCGCACGAGAAUACAUAAAUCAACCUGGAAACACGGCUUGGAUGACGAAUGAUGGCUGGCUGCCCUUUGCCGAAAAUGUCGAGAACAAGGUCUACCGUACCGGGGACCUGGUUCGCUACAACCCUGACGGAACCUUGGACUAUGUUGGACGAAAGGACACGCAGGUCAAGUACCACGGGCAGCGCAUUGAACUUGGUGAGGUCGAGAGCCAUUUGCCUUCGGUAUUGCCCGAGGGACUCAACGGGGUUGUUGAGUUAGUAACAACUCAACUUGAUUCCCGGCAGCAACUAGUGCUCAUGCUUUGGUUCUCGCACUCCGAUUACGAGAUUCCUGCUCGACCAAUGGAUAACGUGUCAAGUGAAACACAUAAAACAAUCUCAAAAAUUAUGGAAACGCUGGCUGAUCGCCUGCCUCGAUACAUGACACCAUCUCUUGCUGUACCGCUUUCAGGUACUCCGAAAAAGACGCUGUCUGGGAAGACGGACCGAAAGCCCUUGAGAGAGAUAGCUGCGAGCCUUUCAGCUCAGCAAAUAUCGGCAUUCUCGUUAAACCAAGGCCCCGUUGAAAAGGAAGACCUGACUCCCAUGGAAAUCGUUCUCCGAGAACUCUGGGCAAAAGUCCUGUGCAUAGACGCCUCAUUAAUUGCCAGAUCACACAACUUUUUUCGUCUGGGUGGUGACUCUAUACUGGCAACUAGACUUGUCACAAAUUGUUACAACAGCGGCCAUAUCCUCAGUGUCGCAGUCAUAUUCGCCAACCCAAAGCUUGCAGACAUGGCACUGGCACUCAAGACGUCCAUCAAUUCCAAAUUUGAAGAUGAUAAACCAUAUAACCUUGUCAAUAAAGUUGUUGAUCAAGAUGUUCUCGAGUCAGAACUUAUAUCAUUGCAUGGAGGGUCUGUGAACGAGAUUGAAAACGCCUAUCCAUGCACGCCGUUGCAGGCCGGUCUCUUGGCGCUAUCGCUCAAGUUUCCCACCUCAUAUAUCGGGGUUAUAGCAUAUGAACUCCCGGAGCGUGUUGAGAUCGAUCGAUUCAAAGCGUCUUGUGAAAUUGUCUCGGAGCGGCAUGAAAUCUUGCGCACAAGAUUCGUCGAUACUCAAGCAGCUGGCAUCCUACAGAUGGUAGUCAAGCACAAGAUUCAGUGGGAGCACCGCACCAAUCUAAAAACCUGUCUCGAUGAUAAAUCAGCCGCUAUGAUGGGGCUCAACCAACCUCUAACCCGCUGGACCAUCGUGGAUGACCCAAAUGGAACGACCCACUUCGUCUGGAGAGUACACCACUCUCUCUUUGAUGGUCACAGUUUGUCACUGAUUCUGCAUCAAAUUCAAGAAGCAUACGAUGGCUUUAAGUUGGUUGAGCCAGUCCCAUUCUCGCGUUUUGUGAACCACCUGAUACAGACUCGAAAUGAGGCUGAUACAGCGAGCUUCUGGAGACAGCAAUUUGAGGGUUCCGUCAGAACAAUAUUCCCCCCCAAGCCCACCGGGGAGAGGAGCGAGGGCGAGUCGUACAUGGACUUCAGCAUCAAGUUGAAUGACUGGUCACGAACCGAGUUUACUGUUUCCAAUUUGAUGCGAGCCGCGUGGGCACUUGUUCUGGCCAAGCACAUUGGGGUCAACGACGUCAUAUAUGGCACGACAGUUUCGGGUCGGAGCGCCGCUGUCCCUGGAAUUGACCGUGUCGUUGGUCCAACUCUCGCAACAGUGCCCUUGAGAAUACACUUUUCCGGAAAUGAAACUGUUCCUGAAUUUUUAGCUAAGUUACAGAAGCAGAUGACUGACAUGAUCCCAUUCGAGAACACGGGUAUACAAGAUAUCGGGCGCUUCGGUGGUGAUACAGCGAAUGCGACGUCGUUCCAGACGCUACUUGUCGUCCAGCCGCCAGAAGAUAUCGAAAGCGACAUGAAGCUAUUUCAAUCCCGACCCACCUCUCAUUCAGGUGUCAGCCUUUAUACCUAUGACAUCGUCAUCGUAUGUCAACUCAAGCCGGACGGAGUUGACGUGCGGGUUGUUUAUUCAAGCCACGGGCUGUCGAAAGAAUUCAUGGAGACGAUCAGUUUACACUUUCAGAACACCGUUCAGCAAUUGAUAACUACCAGCGACGACGAUACUGUAAAGAAUAUUGAUAUUGCCACCGAAAGGGAUGUUCAGACUAUCAUCAAGUGGAACCAACACUACCCGGACAUUGUCCAACGGAGCAUACCUGACUGGAUUAGUCAGGUAGCCCAGGUUCAACCGAAAUUUAUUGCCAUCGACUCAAAGGAAAAGUCUUUCACUUAUAAAUCUCUGGAAAUAUACUCGGAUGCACUUGCCAUACACUUGCUUCAGUUUGUCACAAAGCCAGACACGCUUGUGCCAUUUUGCUUUGAGAAGUCUCCAUGGAGUAUUGUCGCCAUGCUUGCCAUCCUCAAAGCUGGCGGCUCUUUCGUACCCCUAGACCCAUCCCACCCCCCCGCGCGAUGGGAAUCUAUUCUGGACCAGCUGAAUGCACCCGUCCUUCUGGCUACGGCGAUGACGAGACAUAUGCUCCAAGGAAUGGUGAAAAAUAUCGUGGAAAUUGACGCAGAAUUUAUGGAGAAACUUCCAGUAACGGCCCAUACACUGCCAAAGAUCCAUCCGACCCAGUUGGCUUAUGUCUUAUUCACAUCUGGAACAUCGGGUACUCCAAAGGGCGUCAUGAUGGAACACGUCUCGGUCUGCACGAGCAUGGCUGGCAUUGGUAAGUAUUUAGGGCACGAUGAGAGCACGCGAACGAUACAAUUCUCACCAUACGUUUUUGACGCCUGCAUCUUGGAAAUAUUCGGCACUCUCUUCCACGGCGGGUGCAUCUGCGUGCCUACACAAGAUGAAUGCAGAGAUGACUUGGGCGGCACAAUUAACAAGAUGGGCGUUACAUUUGCACCACUGACUGCCUCAUUGUCGAGACUCUUUCAUCCAGAUGAUGUUCCACAGCUCAAGCAAAUUCUUAUAGGCGGCGAAGCCAACGGCUCAGACCUUAUCAAUUUGUGGUCCUCAAUUGAUGCCAGGGCUGGGUAUGGCCCAACCGAAGCAUGCGUUGGCGCUACGUCCAAUCCAUGGAAAUCUCUGAACGAGUCGUCGUCCAGCAUUGGGCGGGCAGUCAACUGCGUCACGUGGAUUGUCAACCCUCAAAAUCACGAACAGCUUAGCCCACUUGGCUGUGUUGGUGAGCUUGCUAUCCAGGGGCCCACGUUGGCAAGAGGCUACCUGCACAACGAGGUUCAGACUGCAAAGGUUUUUAAAGAUCCCCCUGUCUGGAUGAAAUCGAUCUCAACGGUCUCGGACCGCCUAUAUCUUACUGGUGACCUGGUUCGCUACAACUGUGAUGGGACGCUGGAGUUCCAGGGGCGCAAGGACAACCAGGUUAAGCUCAAUGGCCAACGUAUCGAGCUUGGUGAGAUCGAGACUUCAGCAAAUUUGACUCUGCCAAGCUCGGAAGCCACAGCUGAGGUUUCCCAGACAAUGGACGGACGUGGAAGCCAGGUUUUGGCAUUAUUUUUCUGCCCAGGCAAUCAAUUCCUGGAGGCUAAUCGGGAAGGUACCGGCCUUGUGAUCCCCAUUAACAGGAAAAUUGAAAGCGUCGCAAGCGAGCUUAAGUCGACGCUUUCUACCCAGUUGCCAAGAUAUAUGGUCCCAUCGCUAUUUGUGCCUCUACUGGAGAUUCCAGUCACGAUUUCUGGAAAGGUAGAUAGGCGCAAACUUCAAGGGAUCAUUCGAAGUCUCUCUGCGGUCGAGUUGGCGGCUUACUCCCUUCAAAACAGCGAGAAACGUGCCGCAGUGACGCCCGAAGAGCUGAGAUUGCAAAGGCUUUGGUCAAAUGUACUUGGGGUUGAUAUCGACGUCAUCGGUGCCGACGAUAGCUUCUUUGGACUUGGCGGUGACUCCAUUGCUGCAAUGCGAUUAGGUGCUGCCGCGAGAAGGCAGAGAAUCAUCUUGACAGUGCCGCAGAUAUUCGAGAAUCCCCGGCUUAGCCAAAUGAGUUUGGUUGCUGAGGCAGAUGGAGACCAAGAUAUGACCUAUGAGCCAUUUAGUUUGCUACAAGAUGAGCCAUUGAAAGAGGUCGUAUCCGCUCAAACCAAGCUUCUGCCCGAAAUCGAGGAUGCUUACCCGUGCACACCGCUUCAGGAAGGGAUGAUGGCAUUGAGUGCCCGAGACCCAGGAACCUACAUUGCUCGCAUUCCGUUCCGCCUCGCAGGGCAUGUAGAUCCUGCGGCGUUCCGGUCCGCCUGGGAAAUGGUCGUGAUGCAAACUCCGAUAUUGCGCACUCGCAUCACUCCAGCCGCUGAUGGCCGGAGUGUUCAACUUGUCGUCCGCGAACCUGCGUCUUGGAUCCUCAUAAGCCAGGAUUCUGAUAUCAACUGUCUCGUUUCCGAAUACGGACUUGUCACCUCUACUCGCACCCUAGAGUCUGUAUUCAUCUGGACUGUUCAUCACGCCGUAUACGACGGCUGGUCAAUGGAUCUUGUUCUUGACAAGUUGAAAAAAUCAUUCAACACACCUGAGGCCGUUUUCACUACUGAUCCCAACUAUGCGCAGUUCAUCGCUCAUGUUGGGAGGUCACAAGAAAAAGGAGCUUGGGCACUUGUUGUAUCCAACCAUGCUGGCGGAGAUGACUUGAGUAUUGCCGAGAAUAUCUUCUUUGGUACGACUGUGUCUGGUAGAACUGCACCUGUCGACGGAAUUGACGGCAUGAUCGGCCCAGCCAUCUCGACAUUUCCAGUCCGCGCCCACGUCAACCCGUCGCUUCUCGUAACGGAGUUUCUGCAGCAAAUGCAACAACAAAGUAACGCCGCGAUAAUGACGGCAGCGGACUUUUCCACCCUCUUGGUGGUGCACCCUCCAAGUCUAACUCAACGAAAUGAGGUUCACCUCGGUGAACCAGUAAUGGCCCCGCUGCACCAGGAUGAGUUCCUCGAUGGGACCGAAAACUUCUUUACAUAUCCUCUAGUCAUACAAGUCCAUUUGCCAUUUGACGAUGGAGAGCUAGGGGUCACGAUGACGUAUUCCUCAUCCGUUCUUUCGGCCAUCCAAGUGAGGCAGAUUGCCGGUCACUUCAAAAGAGCCGUCGAGCAGCUCAUCAAUGGCAUGACAGAUGCACAAAAGGGUACAACUCUGGGGGGACUUGACAUAACCAGUCCUGAAGAUGCGAAUCAGUUUAUGGAGUGGGCGCUUGAAGAUGCCCCUGUCCUUCAAACUGCCUGUGUUCAUGAACUGAUAGAGAAGCAGGUGCAGCUACGGCCUGAAGCCCCUGCAAUUGAUGCCUGGGAUGGUAAAUUAACGUAUAGGGAACUGGAUAGUGCCGCUAACAGGCUUGCUUGUUAUCUAUACUACAACUUCAACGUCCGACCUGAGACGGUGGUCCAUGUCUGUUUCGAGAAAUCCAUGUGGUUGCUUGUCGCCAUUCUGGCCAUCAACAAAGCAGGAGCUGCCUGGUCACCACUGGACCCAUCGCAUCCAUCUGCUCGUCAUGAACAAGUCAUUGGAAAGACCCAGGCAACCCUUGCAUUGGUAUCUACGUCAAACAUCCAUGUUCUUGAAGGCUUGAUUCACAAUGUCAUAGAAGUGACUUCGGACCUUGACAGGAAACUCCUGGUCGGCCAAGAAUCUUCCAGUUCGACUAUUCGAAGUGACACUCCACCGCCAGCCCAGACGACGCCAAAGAACGCAUGUUACAUUCUUUUCACAUCUGGUAGUACCGGAGUUCCAAAGGGGUUUAUCAUGGAACAUCAAUCUGUCGCCACAGCCCAGGUUGCAAUUGGCAAGCGGCUUGGAUUACAUUCCGAUGUUCGGAUGCUCCAAUUUGCUGCUUUUGUUUUCGACUUGUGUAUCGGCGAGAUCAUUGCGCCCCUAAUGUUCGGAGCAUGCGUUUGUGUUCCCUCAGAGCACCACCGAAUGAACAGCAUCGCCGACUUUAUUCGCACGAAGCAAAUAAACUGGGCGUUCCUCACUCCAGCAUUUGUUCGAACCCUCACCCCCGACCAGGUCCCGGGAUUAGACCUGCUUGCACUUGCCGGAGAAGCGGUUGGUCGGGAUGUCUUUGACGCAUGGUUCGGAAAGGAAUGGAGCUCGACCGACCAGUCCUCUAUUUCCAUCGGAAAAGCUGUUGGAGGAUUUGCCUGGAUCGUCGAUGCAAACAAUAGGCGAGUACCGGCUGGUUGCCUAGGCGAAAUUGUGAUCCAGGGACCAACCAUAACGCGAGAAUACAUCUCGGACCCGGCAAAGACUAAUGCCGCUAUCCUUUCCGGUGAUUAUCUUCCAGACUGGGCUCCGAGGAGGAAUGAGCCUGGUUGGAAUAGAAUGUACAAAUCAGGUGAUCUCGGUUAUUAUAAACCUGAUGGUACCAUCGAGUUUUGUGGCCGGAAAGACACUCAAGUUAAGAUAAGAGGACUACGAGUCGAGCUGGACGAAGUCGAGCAUCACACUCGCGUCUGCCUCGAGGGUGUUGCCCAAGUUGUUGUUGUCUUGGUGAAGUCGAAAAGUGGCGCGAAACUCGCGGCUUUCUUCUGCGAGACUCUGAGUUCCAAAACAGCAGGCGUGGACCUCCCUUCCGAAAUCGCAGCCAUUGCCGAUGACAUGUUGUUGCAUGUAAAUGGCAGUCUUCAAAGCAGAAUAUCUGACAUGAUCGGGAAACUGGAAACCUCCCUGCCACGUUACAUGAUUGAUCGCAACAAGCUUCGCGAUAUCGCGGCACAAAUGUCCAGGGAAACAUCUCUUCGGUACUCACUUGCUAAUCGUGUGAAGCGCCCCCCUGAAAGCGCUACGGAGAAGCUUUUGCAGAAAAUCUGGUCAGACAUCUUGGGAAUACCCAUUGCUGGUAUUGGACGAGAUGAUAGCUUCAUCUCCCUUGGUGGAGAUUCCAUAGCCGCAAUUCGGCUGAGUACCAUCGCCAGGCAACAUGGUGUGAGCAUUUUCACUGGUAGCAUUUUUGAGGAUCCUAGGCUUCUCAAGAUUGCUGCUGCUGCGCAACUAGUUGAUGACGAAGAUUCGACCACAUCAUUGAGAGCACCAGACCCCUGGACAUUGAUUCCCCCGACCACGAACAUUCAGGAGGUGACAAACAUCGUUCAGAAACAAUGUGAAGGGCUUCCAGAUGACUGGGAAGUUGCUGAUGCAUACCCCUGCACACCUCUCCAGGAAGGCCUAUUGGCUCUCUCCGCAAAGCAGCCGGGCUCAUACAUCGGCCGAUUUGUCUACAAUCUCGGGUCUGACGUGGCUGUAGACAUGUUCAAAGCAUCCUGGAACAAGGUGGUUGAUACUUGUAGCAACCUACGCACCCGGAUUGUGAAGCUUCCGGAUGGUUCCGUCCUCCAAGCAGUAAUUAAGGGCGCCCUCAGCCGUCAAACAAUUGUUUACUGUUCUCAUGAAAAAGAACAUGAGAAGGGGAAGUACUAUUUCAUCUGGGAUAUCCACCACGCCGUACAACUGGCGAAUCCAGCAUCAUCUACCAAUGAACUAGCCGGCUUCUGGCAAGAGACACUCCGCCAAGUUACACGACCAUCAUUUCCACCUGCCACUCCCAUUUCAAAGACGGUGUCUGGGACGGAGACAGUUUCAAGAUUUAUCAAAGUUGUAGACUUUCAAAAACGCGGCUUAAUCAAGGCCACAGUGCUUCGCGCCGCUUGGGCAAUUGUACAGGCGGCAUACUCAGACACCUCAGAUAUCUGCUUUGGGGCCACCGUUUCCGGACGCCAAGCUCUCGUCCCUGGAGUUGAAGACAUAACGGGCCCCCUCAUUGCAACUGUACCAGUGCGUGUUCGCAUCAAUAAGCACCAAAAAGUGGCAGAAUACCUUAAAGGGAUUCAGCGCCAAACAUCGGAAAUGAUCCCGCACGAGCAGUUUGGGCUGCAACGCAUCGCUCGACUGAGCGCAGCGGCCAAGGUGGCUGUGGACUUCUCUACUUUACUCGUCAUUCAACCAAAGCAUAUUGUGGCAACUGGCCAAUCUCAAGAUGGUGGAAUAAUGCGCCUGGUUACGGCUGAUGCUAACGAUCAAUCUGCUCUGGCCAACUACUUCACCUAUCCACUCGUGGUACAGCUCUACAUGUCAGAAAGUGAUAUAGAAUUGGCGCUUAUCUACAACGCCGCGUAUCUCGAUGAAGGGCAGAUGCAAAUUCUCGCUGCCCAGUACGAACAUGUGGUCCACCAGCUCGUCGAACUGGCCGAUGGAAGUAGCAACAUUGGUGACAUAUCUCUAACCGGAGCCAUGGAUGUCCAGAAGGCGAUAUCAUGGAACCAGAGCACUGCACCGGAUAAUUUGCAGAUUGACGGGUCAAUGCCCGCAACUCUCAAUGGACUUAUUGAGAGCCAGGCAUCAAUUCGCCCCCAUGCCAUCGCUAUUCACGGACCAGACAAACAGCUAACCUACAAGCAACUUAAUGACGCUGCAGAUUGCAUUGCAAUCUAUCUCAAGAAAAGGGGGAUUGUCCAACGCGGCGACCUUGUGCUGCUCUGUCAGGAUAGAUCAUACUGGACCCCCCUGUCCAUGCUCGCCAUCAACAAGCUGGGCGCCUCAUUCGUUGUCUGCGGCGACAUUGAAAAGAUUCACAUGAGAAAAAUCACAGCGGAUCUUGGUAUACAUGUGGUGCUCUGCUCCCCCAACUGCACAUCAGCCGAAUUUGUAGGCCACAUGGAACAUGUUGUGGAGUUGUCCACGGAUGUCAUCUACCCUGCAAUUUCCAAAGAUUUUGACCAUCUACCGGAGAUUCUUGACAUCACGGUCAAUCCUUCUGAAGUGGCUUACGUACUGCUCGCCAAUGCACAGGGGGUUGCUACCGAGACGCAAGCUGUCAUGAUGACCCAUAACAGUGCCAGGACUGGUCUCCUUCAGUUUUCUCAUCACCUUGGCCUGGCGCCGAGCAGUAGGAUGUCUCAGAUACACGAAUCUGGAUCGUUGUUAUCCCUUUCUGAAAUAUUCGCGCCACUUCUGGUUGGAGCGACAGUUUGCAUCCGUGAUUCCAGCCCGUCUGAUUCCGCGUUAAGCACGUUCAUCAACCAGGCUCGGGUUGACUGUGCAAUACUUACCCCAAUCGAUGCAUCUCAAGUCCAGCCGAGAGACGUUCCAAUCCUGCAGAAGGUUAUCAUAUCCACCAGCCGUGCUUCAGCUAACGAUCUUGGAGCGUGGUCGCGCUCCGAGGACCGCAGAAUUCUAUUUGGCUUGUGUGUUCCGGAGGUGAGCGGCUUUAUCACCAUGUAUGAAACGUCAUCCACGGAGUCUUCGAUGUGGACACUCGGACGGCCCAUGAAUGGCACUGAAUGUUGGAUUGUCGACCCAAUGGACUACCGCCGUCUUGCACCCAUUGGCUGCCUGGGUGAAUUACUUAUUCAAUCCGCAUCACUUGCUGAAUGUUAUAUGGAUGAUUCCCAACGCUCACGGAAAUGUUUCGUCGACAAUACUAUUGCCCUACAUACCCAAUGGGGACAGCAAUCCAACACAAAUCGAGGUUUUAGAACUGGAAUUUUGGCCAAGUACCUGUCGAAUGGGUCUAUUACUUACAUGGGACACCUUGACGUCGGGGACAUUGAAAGGCGAAUCCAAAAUGCAAUGUCUGGAAAAUUUGAACAAGUGCUUGUGUCAAAAUCAACAACCGGAAGGCUAGUUGCCUUCUUGGCUGUCGUGGAUGAUGCUGUAAACGAAAGAGCCAUGGAAAAUGAGGAUGGCAUUUUCAUUCCUGUUGAUUCUGUGGUAGACAGAUUCCGCGAUGAGCUCAUCGACGUCGCUCAAGAUCUGCCCUUUGUGCUUCGGGCCCAGAUUGUGCCGCAGGACUUGCUCUUGAUCAAGGCAUGCAAUAUCCCUCGCAUUCCUGGCACACAAGACGCAGACCGAGACGUUCUAAUCCACGAAUUUGAGCAACUGACAGAUGAUAAACUUGCCAAGCUCUCGCUCGAAGGAUAUAGAAACAAGACUAAUGACGAUAAUGAACUCAUGACAGAGACUGAGACGCGACUAAGAUUGCUUUGGGCAAAGGUAUUGGCUAUCGAUGCGGAUGAAAUUAGGCGGAGAGAUAAUCUUUUCAAGAUUGGUGGCGACUCAAUCACCACUAUUCGACUUGUAUCCCUUGCCCAACUUGAGGAUAUCAGGUUAACUGCCUCGGACGUCUUUGCGAACCUGGAACUCUACGCCAUGGCCGCUUGCAUUGACCAAAACGAACAAGAUGAAAGUGCAAUUGGCAUAAAGAUUGAGCAAAAACCGUUCAACCUAUUGCCACCUGACUUGGAUCAUCAGGCCACGCUCAGUCACAUCGCAAAAGUUUGCCAUACGACCCCUGAAGCAAUUCAAGAUAUUUAUCCCUGUACUCCGCUUCAGGAGGGAUUAAUGUCGCUUACCUUUAAGCAACCUGGCUCUUAUAUCGCCCGUCAUAUUCUCAGGCUACCAAGAAAUAUGGACCUUGACCGGUUACGCGAGGCGUGGCAGGCAGCCUCAUCUGCUGUUGUCUGUUUGCGCACACGCAUAAUUCAGCUACCUAACGGCUCAAUCAUGCAAGCUGUCAUUGAUGAAGAUAUUGACUGGCAGACGCAUACCUGCCCCAACAUCGCCGAAUUCGUAAAGAACAGAGACAAAGCUUCCAUGUUUAGCGCAAGUCGACUCUCACGAUUCGUUCAGGUUCAUGCUUCGGACGCAGAAUAUCUUAUAUGGACGGUUCACCACGCUGUGAUAGACGGAUGGUCAUUGGGACAGAUAUUUGCUCUCGUUAAACUUGCAUAUACUAAUGGAACGGGCCAAGAACCCUCACAGUUGAAGUACACGAUACCAUUCAAAGGAUACAUUGAAUACAUCUCAAAGACAAACACGGACAAAUCAGCCAACUUCUGGAUUAAGCAGCUUUCAUCACAGGCAGUUCAUUUUCCACUCUUGUCCUCGAAAAAGUCUAAAAGUCACUCCAAAUCUCGACAGCAUGAGAUGAUUCAUCACGAAAUUUCGGCAGUCCGCCGAGUUGGAUCUGACUUCACGGCAAUGACUAUUCUCCGAGCUGCUUGGGCAUUUGUACUCUCACAUUGGACCGAAUCAGUUCAUGUGGGAUUCGGUACAGUUGUGUCAGGUAGAAAUGCCCCUGUUGCUGGAAUCGAUAAUAUCGUCGGACCUACACUUGCCACUGUUCCAAUAGUUGCCCAGAUUCCUGAUUCCGUAUCUGAGAAUACUAUCUGCAAGUAUCUCACCUACAUGCAGUCCAUGUCACACGAAAUGAUUCCCUACGAGCACUUUGGCGUCCAGAACAUCGCAUCUUUGAGCAACCUGGCCCGUUCUGCAUGCGAAUUCCAGAAUAUUUUGGUUGUGCACCCAAACAACGAAAAUCAAGACUGGUUAGGCAUUGAGGUGGUCGACAUUGGGUCCCAUGGCAAUUACCAUGACUAUCCACUUGUCAUCGAAUGCCUUCUGAGCGCCACUGAAUCUGUCUCCUUGCGAGUUUCUGUUGAUGUCGAUGUUCUCCCCAGAUACCACGCUGAGGCGCUCUGUCGUCAGUUUGUGUUUGUUAUAGACCAACUGGUCCGCCUUGACCUUAAGACUCCCCUAUGCACAGUUUCAAUGCUUCCGGAUAUAGAUCGGGCCGAGAUGCUGGCGUGGAACCAGGAGGCUAUUAAAAAUAUCAGGUCCUCAGAGUUUACCGUCGUACGGCGAUUUGUCGACCGAGCUCGAAAGACACCAGACUCCCAUGCCCUGAUCUCAGCGGCGGAUGCAGCCAAGGGUAGCGCAAGCCGGAUUUGGACUUACCGGGAGCUGGAUGAUGCCUCUGACCGACUUGCUGAUUACAUUUGCAGCGUCGGGAACAUUGGGCCCGGGUCCAUUGUUCCACUCUGCUUUGAAGGAUCGGCAUGGUUCAUUGUCUCAAUGUUUGCCGUUCUCAAAACAGGUGCUGCAUUUGUGCCACUUGAUCCACAACAUCCCCGUGAUCGACGACAGGAAAUCUUGAGUCAAAUUAACGCCAGAAUGCUUUUGGGCUCUGAUCGUGGAGCCGAAGCAUCUCGCGGCAUGGCGGACCAUGUUAUUGCAGUGUCCUCUGUGCUAGAUGAACAGCUAUGCACAUCCCAACCACCUGUUUCUAUGGACCAUUCGAAACUCCAGGAUACAGCAUACAUAAUUCCUUCGCUUGGUCACGCAUUCGCAAUGACGAAUGAGACUCGAGUUCUUCAAUUUUCAUCCUACGUUUUUGAUGCCUGUAUUCUCGAAAUUAUGGCAACAACUAUAUAUGGCGGUGUUCUAUGUGUUCCAAACGAAGACCAACGUAUGGACCCUCGCCUACUUGCAGUGAAAACGAUGGUCUCUGGUGGCGAUAAGCUUACUGCUAACGUGGCUGGCCCUUGGCUUCAAGCCGGUGUUCAGAUGAUCAACGGAUACGGACCCACAGAAGCGUGCGUCUUCAUGUCCGUGAACGUGGUGCAAUCUGCUGAGACAGCGUCCUACAUUGGACGUGGUAUUGGGUAUCAAACAUGGGUUGUUGAUCCAAAUGACUAUACUAAACUUGUUCCAUUGGGCUGCGUCGGCGAGCUGCUCGGCCAGGGACCAAGUCUCGCGGAUGGCUACCUGAACGAUGCUGCAAAGACAGAAACCUCUUUCGUACUGGCUCCAGAGUGGGCUCGAUUUGGCGAGAUCGACGCCGGAGAGCUCGAGUACAUCGGUCGGAAGGAUAUGCAGAUCAAAUUGCACGGACAAAGAAUCGAGCUUGGCGAUAUCGAGAAGCAUGUGCGCGCUAAUCUGCCACGGGUACCACACAUCAUUGUCGACAUUGUGAAAAUAGUCGGGGACGAAAGCGAAGAUGCCCUGGCUGUAUUCUUCUGCCCCAAUGAUGAAGUCCGGACCAACGUCACAGAUGAGGACGAGAAGCGACUUAUCGGAAAUCUUGAAAGUACGGACAAGGAAGAGCUGGCAGCAAUUUCGACUGAGUUGGAGCAAGUACUGCCAAUAUACAUGAUUCCGUCGCUCUACAUACCUCUGGCAUUCGUUCCUACAAUGACAAGUACCAAGGCAGACAGGAAAUUGCUCCGACGCCUCGCUUCUAGCAUGUCUGCUUUACAGCUACGCGAAGCAUUCUCCUUGCAAUCAAUUUACACGGAGCAGCAGCCUCCAGAAUCUGAAAUGGAAAUGAAGCUACAGAAGUUGUGGUCAGAACAUCUGGGAGUAUCACCAGAAUUCAUUGGCAGGGGAAGCAACUUUAUUCGCGCAGGUGGUGACUCCAUCUCCGCGAUGAAACUUGCCGGCGCAGCUCAAGAUAUUGGCAUUUUGUUGAGUGUCACAUCCAUUUUCAAACAUCCUACACUUGCGGGUAUGUCUAUGGCAGCAUCCUACUUCGAUGGUGGCAUGGGCCGCGAUCCUGACCCCUUUGGCCUUCUCCCCGCUGAGCUCGCCAACUCAUCCGUGUAUGAACAAGUCGCUCAAGAAUGCGUCGUACGGAGAGAGCAAGUAUCGGAUCUGUAUCCCGUAACGCCCCUUCAAGAGGGACUGAUGAGUUUGUCGCAGCAAGUUGACGGCGCAUACGUUGCCCGCACCGUCUUCCGUUUACCGUCGACUGUGGAUCUUGACAGGCUGAGAGAUUCUUGGGAAUCAACUAACAAGCAGCACAGCAUCUUGAGAACACGGAUUAUAAUGAUCGGAGAACACACAUUGCAGGCUGUCAUCGAUGCUCCUAUUGAAUGGCAAUUCGGCAGCGAUGUAUGUCAAUAUCUCGAGAAUUGCAAGGCCAAGCCGAUGGGAUUCGGCACACCGUUGGCACGAUAUGGCAUUAUUCGGACAAAUGGAUGCCAGGAGAAUUUCUUGGUUCUUACCCUUCACCACGCCAUAUACGAUGGCUGGAGCUCAAGAAUUGUCUUCGAAAGUGUCAUGGCUGCCUAUGAUUCCCCCAACCCGAAGCUAUACGAUUGCAAAUCUGUGCCGUUCAGUCGCUUCAUGCGUUAUAUCACCAGUGAAUACGACUCCCAAGCCUCGAAAGAAUUCUGGCUUCGGCAAUCUGAACAGGUCGAAGCCUUCGUCUUCCCCCAGACACGGCAUGGCGUGUCGGGUGCCCCAAAUUGGUCCCGUUCACUUAGACAAGUUCCCUUUCACUGCACUAAAACCAAAAACACUACAACUCACGAUCUCAUUCGUGCUGCUUGGGGCCUGACACUAUCAACUCAUGCAGAAACCGAUACCGUGGUAUUCGGCUCGACAAUUUCUGGUCGCAACGCUCCUGUCCCUCAAAUUGAGCAGAUCGCUGGUCCCACCUUUGCAACAGUGCCAGUACGCGUCCAAAUACGCCAGAGUAUGCUAGUUGACGACUUGCUUCAUCAAGUACAGCAAACAUCAAUCGAAACCAUUCCCCACCAACAAUUUGGUCUUCUUAAAAUUCGGCAGCUUGGUGCUGCAGCUCGAAAUUUAUGUGACUUUAAGACCCUGCUUGUGGUGGAAGCAUCCGGUGAAGAGUCCAUAUCCGAGGACCAUUCUGGCUUGUUUGAACAAGUGGAUGACUCCGUUGAUGCUCAGCACGACUCACGAGAUGGAGUUCUGAAGUCGUAUCAUAUCACAGUACGAUGUGUUAUGCAUCCAGAUAUGAUCACCAUCGACGCCCACUUCGACGAAUCCAUUGUUCCCGCCAGAAUGAUGGAACUCAUAAUUGAUCACUUCCGAAACGCAAUCGGAUCUCUUGCUGAUACUAAGAAUGGCAGACAGAGAGUCAAUUCCAUCAGUUUGUUCGGUGAGGAGGACUUGCUCGCCAUUCAACAACUGGUGGCUCCGACAGUUGCAUCUCUGAGCGAAAUCGACAUGUGCCUGCAUGAACUGGUUAGAAACCAUGCAGUGGCUCGCGCCGAUGCUGAAGCCAUCCGUGCAUGGGAUCUCAAUUUAAGCUACGCACAGCUUGACGAGAUGGCUGAUCUACUUGCUCGCCAGCUCCUGGCUGAGUCUGAUUAUGAUCUGAGCGGAGCCAUGAUUCCCCUUUGCUUCGAAAAAUCUGGUCUUGCGCUGGUUUCCAUGCUUGCUGUGAUGAAAACUGGUGCAGCAUAUGUCCCUCUUGAUCCAGGCCAUCCAAUCGAGCGUCGAGUACAGAUUGUCCAAGAAACAGGCGCUCGUGUUGUUUUGGCUACUCCUGAGACAGUUGGAGAUAUUUCAGAUGCAAUUCUUGCGGAACAUGGAUGUCCUUCCGUCCGAGUAAUAGUCGUUUCUAAUGCAUUCAUGAAGACGCUGAAGAGACGCAAUGAGAUGGUCACCAACACUGCCCAGCUUCCUUCCGUCUCGACCUCCUUGCCGGCGUACACACUGUUCACGUCUGGUAGUACCGGUAAGCCCAAGGGUGUUGUGAUGUCACACAGGGCAGCAUCUUCAGCUUUAGCUGCCCAAGUUGCCGCUUUUCUAAUGACACCAUCAACAAGAGCUUUGAAUUUUGCCUCAUUUGUUUUUGAUGCUUCCAUUUUGGAGAUAUUCGGUACUUGGAUCGCGGGAGGCUGUGUUACUGUUCCCUCGGACAACAUCCGACUAAACGGCCAUAUUGCCCGCUACAUGUCCGAGUCACGUACCAACUGGGCGCUCUUCACUCCGACUUUUGCAACAACGGUCACCCCUCACGACGUCGAGACUCUAGAGGUGCUUGUCUUGGGCGGAGAGGCUGUUAGGCGAGAAAAUAUCGCGUCAUGGCUUCCCAGCGUAACACUCUUCAAUGCCUAUGGCCCAACAGAAACAUGUGUUGCGACGGUCCAUCGCCGCAUCAAUUCACUUGCAGAUGUUGCAGUGAUUGGGACACCCAUUGGAUGCAACGUUUGGAUUUCAAAACCCGACGAUGUAAACACCCUUUCCCCUUAUGGCUGUACUGGGGAGCUAUUGAUACAGGGACCGGGGCUGGCGGAAGGUUAUCUCCAUGACCAGGCCAAGACUGAUGGUGCAUUUGUAACACCUGCCUGGCUACAAAAUGAUACAAGCAGCUCCCGAGUUUACCGGACUGGCGAUUUGGUUCGCUUCACUGUACGUGGCGAAAUUGAGUACCUCGGCCGUCGAGAUACGCAAAUUAAGCUCCGUGGCUUGCGCCUCGAGCCAGGCGAGAUCGAGCAUAAGAUCAGAAACGUUCUAUCCGAAACAAGUGACAGCGAUGUUCAGGUUGCAGUCUCAUCGAUUAAGGACAUCAAAGUAAAUGAAUCUUCAGAGCUUACAGCAUUUAUCCGGUUUGAACCAAGGCAAUACGGAUCUAUUGAUUGUAACAAUGACGACGACACACUACUUUUGCCAGUCAAUAAACAUCUUCGAGAGACAAUUUGUGGCCUUGUACAAGAAUUGAAACUGGAAUUACCCGAGUAUAUGAUUCCCAGCCUGAUUUUUCCUAUAAAAUCGAUGCCCCUAAACACAGCUGGAAAGACGGAUUCUCGACGACUAGAAAGUCUCGCUCGCUCCUUGCCUUGGGAGCAUCUGGCCCAGUACUCCGUUAGCGGUUCCAACGACGCCAAGGAAUCGAAGCAACCGCCCGUGACGGAUAUGGAAAUUACCCUGCAGGCAUUAUGGUCAUCAGUCUUGAGCAUCCCACGCGAGGCCAUUGGCCUUAAUGAUGGUUUUUUGCAAAUUGGCGGCGACUCCGUUUCAGCCAUUCGAUUAGUUACAAAGGCAAGGGAGAGAGGUAUUAGCUUGGAUGUGUCUACCGUCUUCAAAAAUCUUCAACUUAAGAAGAUGGCCCAGGCAUGUUUGCAGCUUGCUGACCAGGGCAUGGAGAUUGUGCACAAACCUAUUCCGCCGUUCUCCUUGUUGGAAAACAUUGCGUCUGUGGAGACUAUUACUGAACUAUUGCACGAACUCAUUCCCUCCCCAGAAUCAAUACCCGAGAUUUUGGAUGCCUUCCCCUGCACUUCUCUCCAAGAAGGCAUGAUGGCUCUAACGGAAAAAGAACCGGGUACAUAUAUCGCUCGUGUUGCGUUCAAGCUGGGCAAGCAUGUCGAGCUGGACCAAUUCCGUGCUGCUUGGGAGAUUGUGGUUGAGAAUGUGCCAAUUCUGCGAACGCGGAUCGUGUCCCUCCAAGAUGGCCGUGCUAUGCAAGUUAUUCUCAACGAGUCGGUUGCAUGGAGAAUCAUUCACGGAAACAAUAACCAUUCGGUCGAUCACCUGCUGGCAGCAUACUUGGACGAGGAUAAGGCGAAACCCAUGCGUUAUGGAACAGAACUUUCCCGGUAUGCUGUUUUGUCCAGCGAUAAAAACGAUGACAGAUAUUUUGUUUGGACUGUUCAUCAUGCUGUGUACGAUGGAUGGUCAUGGGACCUAAUCAGGGAUAAGUUUCUGCGAGUCUUCUCCAGUGGUGGCGAUCCGUCAGUACUUCCACAACAUGUCCCAUAUGCAGCAUUUGUUAGGUACACCGAAAUGACCCGCGCAGAAGGCCGAGACUACUGGACCAGAGCAAUGAAGGGAGUUAGAGAAACUAAUUUCCCUCGGCAAAGUUUAAAUCGGUUCAGUAACCGUCAGAUCCGCACGGAUGCGUCCCUGAAGGCGUCGUUUACCGUGCCGUCAUUAGCAUCAGCAAACAGAUCUGGCAAUGUCACUACUGCAUCUCUCAUGCGAGCCGCAUGGGCUCUAGUAGUUUCGGCUCAUUCUGGAGGAGAUGAAGAUGUCGUUUUUGGUGCGACGGUCUCUGGUAGAAAUGCUCCUGUACCAGGAAUCGAGGGCAUGGUUGGACCAGCCGUCACAACUGUGCCGCUUCGGAUCCGUGUGGAUCCGACACUCCCAGUCGGGGCCUAUCUUGAAGAUAUUCAAGUUCAAAGUAACGAGCUCAUCAAGUACGAGCAGUUUGGCCUACAGAAUAUUGCCAAGCUAAACGACGAGGCCAGGAAGGCCUGCGAUUUCCGUACCCUGCUUGUGGUGCAUCCGCCCAAACUGGCCACUGGGUAUCACGAUGGCACAAGAGAUCCUGUACUGACCCAAAUCCGACAAGAGGGUGAUGAAGAUGCUUCUGAGCGAAACUUCUUCACGUACCCACUCGUUUUCCAGUGUCACUUGCCCGAGAGCGGCGGCGAGGUGCAUGUCACCAUCGUCUACACAUCUUCGGUUGUAUCCACAGCUGAGGUCGAGCGGAUUCUUGGGCACUUCAAACAAGCUGUUUCACAACUCGGGACCUUUGGGUCCACGACGACUCACCUGGACGACAGGCAGAAGCUGCUCUCGCAUAUUGACAUAGUCGGGCACGAAGAUGUGCAGAAGUUUAACGAAUGGAACAGUGAAGACCCCCCCAUUGUUCAGUCGACCACCGUUCAUCAGAUGAUUGAGUCUCAGGCUCUUGCUAGCCCUACUUCCCAAGCAAUUCAUGCGUGGGAUGGAUUGAUGACAUAUAAAGAGCUCAACAGUGCAGCAAAUAGGCUCGCCCACUUUUUGCAUCAAGAGCUUGGAGUUGGGCCGGAAACACUUGUGCAUGUCUGCUUCGAGAAGUCGCUCUGGUAUUUCGUCUCUAUUCUGGCUAUCAACAAAGCUGGUGGCGCUUGGGUACCACUGGACCCGUCACAUCCAACAACUCGUCACCAGCAAGUGAUAAAUCAAACAAAAGCAACGGUUUCUCUGGUUACUCCCGCCAAUAGGUCCUUGCUAGAAGGUCUGGUGAAGACGGUAAUCGAAGUGACGCCAGAACUAGACGCGAAGCUCUUGGCACAACUAUCUCCGGCGGCCAGCGACUCUGGACCAGCCGUUUUAGUCAAUCCCGAGAAUACCGUCUACGUUCUCUUUACUUCUGGCAGCACAGGUGUGCCCAAAGGCUUCGUCAUGGAGCACGGUGCCGUCGCUACUAGCCAGGUGGCAAUUGCCAAGCGUCUGCGUAUGACAUCCCGCGUUCGGAUAUUGCAGUUUGCUGCUUUUGUUUUCGACUUGUGUAUUGGUGAAAUUAUCGCCCCUCUCAUUACCGGCGCCUGUGUUUGCGUCCCAUCAGAACAUGAUCGCAUGAACCGGAUCUCCCAGUACAUCGCCGAUACGCAAGUCAACUGGGCUUUCUUGACCCCCGCAUUUGUGAGAACAAUCUCUCCUAAUGAGGUUCCUGGUCUGGAGCUUGUACUGCUGGCUGGCGAGGCCGUGGGUCGAGACAUUCUCGAAACCUGGUUUGGAAGGGUCCGCCUAGUCAACGGCUGGGGCCCUGCUGAGACUUGUCUUUUCAGCACUCUUCAAGAAUGGACUUCACUAUCGGAGUCAUCUGUUACGGUCGGCAAGCCUGUAGGUGGCUUCUGCUGGAUUGUUGACCAAGAAGAUCCCCAGCGCCGUGUCCCUGCAGGAUGUGUCGGUGAAAUCGUGAUCCAAGGACCAACCAUUACUCGGGAGUAUCUUGGAAAUGCUUUGCAAACAAAUUCCUAUAUAAUGAAGCAGCAGCAACUUCCAAUUUGGGCUCCUAAUAGGACUCAUCCUAGCUGGAAUCGUUUUUACAAGUCUGGCGACCUUGGGUUCUAUAAUACCGACGGCACGAUUGAGUUUGUCAGCCGCAAAGAUACACAGGUCAAGAUUCGUGGGUUGCGCGUAGAGCUCGGCGAAGUUGAGCAUCACAUCAGACUAUGUCUCGAUAAAGCUCUCCAGGUUGUCGUGGUGCUUGCAAGUGGUGGUACUGGUGCAAGCGGUGCCAAACUCGUCACCUUUUUCUGCACCAGCCACGACUCAAAGACAGCCGGCGUGGAUCUUGACUCCGACUUGAAUAAUGUUGCUCGAGAUAUGAUUCUUCCCGUCGACGAUUCUCUCAAGUCCCAAAUCUCGGUCGCCAUUGGUCAGCUUGGAAUCUCGUUGCCCCGAUACAUGGUGCCGACUCUUUUCGUCCCAUGCGCGUUUAUGCCCUUUAUUACCUCUACAAAAAUCGACCGUGGCAAGCUUCGAGACAUUGCCGUACAAUUUACGGCUGAAAAGAUGAUGGAAUAUUCCUUCGUUGAUAGCUUUAAACGGCAUCCUGAGACUCCCAUGCAGGUGUUGCUGCAAAGGCUUUGGGCCGAGAUUCUCGAAAUCCCUCUUUCCAGCAUUGGUCUCGACGAUAGUUUUAUAGCUCUGGGUGGCGACUCUAUUGCCGCCAUCAGACUUACGACCGUUGCGAGAGAUAAUGGCGCAUCAGUGACUGUUGGAAACGUUUUUGAUGACCCAAGGCUGUUCAAGGUUGCCGAGGCGGCUACUCCGCUGGAUACUCGACAACUCUCCACCAGGGUGGCUCCUUGGUCUCUGCUGCCUGCCACACUUAGCUCCAAUGACCUCAUUCACAUUGCUAGAGACCAGUGUCGACUCCCACCCGGUGCAAGCAUCGAAGAUGCAUUCCCGACUAGCUCACUUCAGGAGGGCUUGCUUGCUCUUUCGGUCAAACAACCUGGAUCAUACAUAGCGCGAUUCCUGUAUCGACUAGACGACACCGUUGAGGCGGAGAGAUUCAAAUCCUCUUGGCAGGAAGUGGUAGUACUACGCGACAGCUUUGAGUGGGAACUCACCGAUGGCAUGACGCUGGAAGCAUACAUGAAUUCCUCCCAGUCAACUGAGAUGUCAUACGGACUACCCUUGACCCGAUGUGCCCUUAUUGCGCAAGGAUCUUCUAAUUACUUUGUCUGGGACAUACACCACGCGAUUUAUGAUGGAUGGAGUAUGAACAUCAUGAUGGAUGCCUUCCGCCAUGCCUACCAUCGACAAACCCCUACCGAUGUGCCUGCACUGGUUCCAUACUCGGGCUUCAUACGAUACAGCAUGAACUUGGGCGAGGAAGCGCCAGCUAAUUACUGGAGAACACAGCUUGCAGGUGCCACCAAAGCAUCAUUCCCGGGCAAAGCUCAUCCCAUGACCAAAUCAACAACUCGAACAGUUACCCGAACCAUCUCCUUGACGACAGAGAAAGAAGCUACUGUUGUCAAGGCAACAAUUUUGCGAGCAGCAUGGGCACUUGUAAUGGCUUCCUACUCCAACCAUUCUCCCGAUAUUUGUUUCGGCGCAACAGUCUCUGGGCGCCAGGCCCCCGUGGCUGGAAUCGAGAACAUGACCGGGCCACUAAUUGCCACUGUGCCAAUCCGCAUCCGCCUGGACCGUAGCCAGCGAAUUUGCGACUUUCUCAAAGCAGUGCAACGUCAGGCUACAGAAAUGGUCGACUAUGAGCAGUAUGGCUUGCAGAAGAUUGCGCGCCUUGGUCCCGGUCCAAAGGCCGCCACCCAAUUUUCGACGUUGCUUGUCAUCCAACCGAAGCACAUUGUAGAUGCUAAUCGUGACGAAGGCACUGGCAAUGAAAUUAUGAGACCUCUGAACAGAAAUGAGUUUGGGGCCUCAGCUACCUCGGCCUUGGGCAGUUAUUUCACGUAUCCUCUCGUCGUACAGGGCCAUUUGUCGGACAAAGAGGUCCAGCUGCACCUGAUCUACAACACGCCCUACUUCCAAGGCAUGCAACUUGAAAUCCUCGCAGAACAUUUUGAGAAUGUCGUUCAUCAGCUACUCCAAUGCUCUGAUGGAGAUGGCGUUGUGGGCGAUAUUUCGCUGGCAGGGGCCGCGGAUUUUGAUCAAGCCAUCAUCUGGAACGAACGAAACAAAUCGACUCAAGUCAAUGGCUAUCCGAAGCCAAUUAAGACUAUCUUGAAAGACAUGGUUUUGAAACAAGCCAUAAUUCGGCCAAAUGCUGCGGCUGUCAACUCAUGGGAUGGGACAUUGACGUACAAGCAGCUCAUUGCUUCGGCCAAUGCCCUCGCCUCCUACCUUUCUCGCAACAACCUCGUAGCAAGAGGUGACCUCGUCCUGAUCUCAUUUGUGACAUUUGACUGGUCCACGCCCUUACGACAUGCCAAGCAAGUCUUGCAUGAUACGGGUGCCCGCACGGUUCUCUUCUUGCCGUCCAAUAUUCCCACAGAGGUCGCUAAUCUUGUAGAGAAUCCUGUGCAAGUAUCGGCCAAAACACUUUAUAUGGGCAGUGUGGUUCAUGAGCCAGUCGACCCAGAUAGUGCAAAUGAUCGACUAGCAAACGUUGCAAGCAACGGCUCCGAACUCUACGUUUUCUUUGCAGGGUGGUCUACGCCAGAAUCUGGCUUCAUUACAAUGGGCCAUGUCGCAUUAAAUAUGGACGCAGGAACUCUUGGUCAACCAAUUGGCAACACCAAGUACUGGAUUGUCGAUCCCAUGAAGCAUCAGCCUCGGCUUGCCCCAAUAGGUUGUGCAGGAGAGCUCAUUAUCCAAAGCCCUUCUCUUGCUGAUGGGUACUUGAACAAUACCGCUGGGCAGACAGACCAAUUGCAUCAAUCAACUACCUCGACAACAGAACGUGGAGGUAUGCCAGCGACCAAAAACCAGCGCUACUUCCGUACGGGACAAUGUGUCAAAUACAACACUACAGACGGUAGCAUUGCAGUCAUUGGUCAACUCAGUUCUGGCAAUGCCGAACAAACAAUUCAUAACAUUGCUCCGAAAGGCAUUGACCGCGUCAUUGUAGCCAGGGCAAAACAAGGGCAUUUAACAGCGUUCCUUUUCGUGGAGAGCCAUAUUGCCAUGCCUGAGAAUGGAAGAAUUUUCAUUCCUAUGGCCAAUAUCCCAGAGUCUCUCCAGCAGAUGCUUCGAGAUAUUGUUCCUGAUCUGAGAACAAUGCUACCUUCGCAUCUAGUUCCGCAACAGUAUAUUCUGGUAGGGGACAAUACCGUGCCCAUGAACCCACUAACAGGACAGCCCAGCCGCUCUCGUCUGCUGCAGGCUCUGGGGGCAUUAGCAGCUGAUGAUGCGCAUGCUGCAUCUAUUUCAGAAAAUAAACUGUCCGACCUUGCUGCUGACGUCAUUUUGAGCACCAUGGAACGUCAACUGAGGUCUAUCUGGGCUCAAGUAUUAAGAGUCGCUGAUCCAGAGCAGAUCGGGCGACAUGAUAACUUUUUCAAGAUCGGAGGUGACUCAAUAUUUGCUAUUGAGCUUGUUACCAAAUCUGCUGUAAGUGGUAUCAGUAUCACUGUUGCAAAGAUCUUUGCCAGUCCGCAGUUGGCAGACAUGGCUCUGGCGGCAGACUGGAUCAAUGAAAGCUCUACAGAAGCUCGCGCCAUCGAAACUCCCGCUUUCAGUUUGCUCUCCAUGACGGAGAAUGGCGAAGAUAUACCAAGCAAGAUCAUUACUGAAGCAGCGGUUCAAUGCGAGAUUGAUGGCAGCAUAGUCCAGGAUGCGUUCCCUUGCUCGUCCCUUCAAGAAGGCAUGCUAGCCCUUGCAGAGAAGCAAAGGGGCUCGUAUAUGGGCCGCUUUGUCGUCACACUUCCUCCCAACAUCGAUGUUGAACGUUUCAGAUCUGCAAUGGCCACAAUGGUGGCGUCAUGCGCCAAUUUACGAACUCGAAUCAUCUCAUCGGCCUCACAGGGUCGCCAGAUUCAAGUGGUUCUCAACGAAGACAUCAUCUGGCAGCAGCAGCCGCAGGGAAAGUCGCUUUCCGACUUUCUCUCCACACCAGUAUCACAUGCCGGAUAUGGUAGCCCUUUGUCUACAUAUACAAUGAUUCGCGAUGAAGCAUCUGGAACAGAAAGCCUGAUCUGGGAGAUCCAUCACUCCAUCUACGACGGCUGGACACUUAGCCAUAUGAUGCAAGUUCUCCAGGAUGCCUAUCAUUCUCGCAGUCCAGUAUCGCCUCGGAGGUUGUAUUCGUUCUCCAAGUAUAUCGAGCACACAUUAUCCACCAGUGAAGAACAGGCACGCCUGUUUUGGGUCUCGCAGCUCCAAGGAGCAAACACCGCAAGGUUCCCGGCUACUGUUCGCGCCUCACCUGUUGAUGUCAGGUCAGACGGCACAAUAACCCACUCCAUCCUAAUGCCAGAUACCCAUCGUUCAUCUGGCAUCACGGAGGCCAACCUAUUACGCGCCGCAUGGGCAUUGGUUCUCGACAGACGUCUGAAUGUCGACGAAAACUCCAGCAACAAUGUUAUCUUCGGCGCCACCGUUUCGGGUCGAGAUUCGCCCAUCCCGGGAAUAUUGGGGAUAAUGGGACCCACAAUCGCGACAGUUCCUGUUUGUGUACGAUUUGAAAAACGCAACGUGACCACUGUCGCGGAAUACCUCGCCAAUAUCCAGAAUCAGACGAAUGACAUGGUGCCAUAUCAGCACAUUGGCUUGCGGAAUAUUUCGCAACUAACCAAAAACAUUGAUGCAAGCAAUUUCCAUAAUCUACUUAUCAUACAGCCCAGAAUGGCAUCGACAUCGGAUGGCAACUCCAGUGCCAUAGAUCUUAACAUCGCUGACAAGACAAUGGACGAUAACCAGAGCUACUAUACCUAUCCGCUCGUCUUCCAGUGUGUUGUUGGCGGUGGAAACAAUACUGUAGAUAUCACUGCAACCUAUGAUAGUCGCUCAAUUUCUGCUGCGGAGAUGGAAGUUCUCUGUCGACAGUUUGGGGCAGCUGUGAAGCAGCUUGGAGAUCGGUCGUUGGUAGAUCAUCUUCUCAGCGACGUGACUCUUUUCGGCCCUGAAGAUUUCCAAAUUGUAAAUAUUUGGAAUCAUGUUCCUCAUCGGCAGUUCUCGGUGGAUGAAGGCGCAAUGGACCAUUGCCUUCAUCACGGAGUCUCCCGUUGGGCAUCAAAGCACCCGCACCGAGAUGCUAUUGUCACCACCUCGAAUGGCAAUUUUAGUUACGCAGAUCUUGACCGAAAGUCAACUCAGCUCGCUCAUUUCUUACUCAACAGGUUCAAUGUUGGUUCGGAAACAAGAAUUCCAGUCUGCAUGGAAAAGUCUCCUCUAGCCAUUAUCACCAUGCUGGGCAUCAUGAAGGCAGGUGCAACAUUUGUCCCUCUCGAGCCGGCUCACCCUGUCGAGAGGCGCCGAGCCAUUGUGCAACAGGUUGGAGGCAAAUUAUUGCUUACCUCGGAGAUGAUGAUGGAGUCCUGCCAGAACAUGACCGAUGUUGCGAUUCAGCUUGACAUAUCUUCAGACAUUUUCUCCGACAUCAAGGAAUCUGACGCCAUCAAGCUGCCGCAGGUGUCCCCCGAAUCAACAGCCUACGUUCUCUUUACCUCUGGUUCUACCGGUACGCCAAAGGGAAUCGUUGUCGGCCACAAGGCCGCAUGUGUCAGCGUUCAAGGUUCUGCAUCAGCUGAAGGUUACGAUUUGAACACAGAGAGUCGCAUUUUACAAUUCUCAAGCUUUGUUUUUGACGUCAGCAUUGCUGAAAUAUUCGGUGCUCUCAUGUUUGGUGGCACGCUCUUCUUGCCAUCUGAUUCUGAACGCCUGGCUGGUAUCUCGGGGUUCAUCCAAGAAAAUAACAUCAACACAGCUAUGCUGACGACUUCCUUUGCCAAGACCCUCAACCCGGACAUCAUUCCAUCGCUGCGUACACUAGUUCUAGUGGGUGAGCCACCAACCCGAGAGAGUCUCCUGAAGUGGCAAAACCGUGUUGAUAGACUUGUCAACGCCUACGGUCCAUCCGAAACUGUCAUGUUCUGUGCAACUCACGUUUUUACAUCUGAAGACACAAUGCCAUCAACAAUCGGAAGAGGAGUCCCUCAUGUGGGAAUCACGUGUUACAUUGCGGAGAUGAACAACCCAGAUCGUCUGGCUCCAUUUGGCUGCGUGGGUGAGAUCAUAGUUCGCUCAACUUCUCUCGCUCAGGGUUAUCUCGAUGAUGAAGAGCGUACACGAGCCUCAUUCUUGUCAUCUGUUGGAUGGAUGCCAUUAUCUAGUUCCGAUGUAGGGGUGAAUGCCUACUCCUACUACAGGACGGGAGAUAUUGGGAGAUACAACCUUGAGACAGGUUUGAUCGAAUACCUGGGCCGCCGGGACACCCAAGUAAAGCUUAGAGGCCAACGACUGGAUACUGCAGAGACUGAGCAUCACAUCAAGCAAGUUUUCCAUGGCAUAGAUCAUGUUGCCGUCGACGUGAUCAAGCGUGACAGCAGAGAGAUGCUUGCCGCUUUCAUCAAUUUCAGCGAUACGAGCAUCCAUGGUGAUAUCAAAAACGCAUCAACCGAUCCGGCUCUGGUUCCUAUCAACGAUACGUUGCGCGAUACCCUUGCAUCUAUGGUCAGUAACCUCACGGUCCGAUUACCUGGUUACAUGAUUCCAACGGUUUUCUUUCCCAUCACUCGCAUGCCAUUCAAUAAUUCUCUCAAGCUCGAUCGUCGCAAGCUUCUUCAAAUCGUAGAACUCGUUACAGCAGAUGAGAUCGUCUCCUUUUCCGUUGGUUCUGGUUUCGGGUCCAAUGGGGUCAAGUCUGCACCCACAACCAAAACCGAAAUCUUGCUGAGCAAGACUUGGGCCGCAGUACUUGGCAUCAACAAUGGCAAUAUUGGAAAGGAGGACACCUUUACCCAACUUGGCGGCGACUCGAUCACAGCUAUUCAGCUCGUUUCCGCAGCGCAGCAGGGCGGGAUCAACAUUUCCGCCUCGGACGUGUUCCAACACCCUCGACUCCUCGACAUGGCCGCAUGCAUAGAUGCGAAGAGUGAAUCUGAAGUUACUUCAAACAGCAAAGACGACCUUGUGGAGCCCUUUAGUCUUUUGCCCUCCGAUAUUUCCCGUGAAAUGGUAGUUCGGGAUGCUGCAGAACUCUGUGACAUUCCAACAUCAUCCAUCUCCGACGUCCUGCCAUGCACACCAUUGCAAGAAGGACUCAUGGCUCUUUCUGAGACUCAGCCUGGCUCUUACUUGGCCAGAUUCGCACUUAAGCUUCCGGAAGGAGUGAAUCUGACCCGAUUUCGAGCAUCCAUAGAGCGCAUGUACGAGGUUUGCCCCAACCUUCGCACACGAAUCAUCCUUUUCCAGGACACCGAGCCAAUUCAAGUAAUCAUCGAUGAAAAGAUAGCAUGGCGAGAGUUCCAAGGCAUAGGCAACUCGCUGUCUGACGUACUCGAACAAACACAAGCCACAAUGGAUUGGUCACCAGGUUUUGGAAAACCGCUUUGCAUGUUUUCUAUAGUGCAAGAUGACUCCAGGCAUUCACAUUUCGUGUGGGAUAUCCAUCAUUCAAUCUACGAUGGAUGGUCAAUUGGCCUGAUGCUUGACAUCGCACGGAGGGCCUACUUCGACAGUAGCAUUGUGCAGCCAGUCCCAUUCGCCAAUUAUGUCAAAUACAUCAAGCAGUCAUCCGACGAGGAGUCUUCCAGGUCUUACUGGCACUCUCGCUUCGCGGGAGUCAAGGUCAGCCAUUUCCCAAAGUCGCCCGAGCACUUCAACACUUCCAAUGAAAGCCUGCCUGAUGGCAUUACUUUGCCCACCAUUCUUCGCUCAGCGUGGGCUCUUGUGUUGUCAAAAUACCUGGAGACAAAUGAUGUUGUCUUCGGAAACACAGUUACUGGUCGAAAUGCCAGUGUUCCGGGCAUCGUCAACUUGGUCGGCCCUACCAUUGGAACAUUGCCAAUCCGAGUUCAAAUCCACAAAGAUGAUGAACAUGAAUCAACGGUUCGGCAAUUUCUCAUAAGGAUGCAAGAGGAAGCUAGGGAAAUGAUUCCGCACGAGCACGUUGGUCUCCAGAGCAUUGCGCAAAUGGGCAAGGAAACGCGCGAUGCUUGCGACUUUCAAAAUCUUCUUGUCAUUCAGCCAAGAGCUCGGAUCCAGGGCUUCAAUGAUUCCUCCGCAGCGCUGACUGAGGAUCGGGCGGACGUUGAUUUUACCAAAAUCGAAGAUUUGACAUCAUCGUCAACCGGAAACGCUCAGCGAUACCAUGUAUACCCCCUUGUUUUCCAAUGCAUUAUCGAGUCGCCUGAAUCCAUCCGGCUGCUUGCUAGCCACGACGCGCACAUCUUAUCCAGUGCCCAGAUGGAUGCUAUGUGCCACCACUUCUCUCAGGCUGUUACUCAACUCGUCACAGCUACGUCCUCUUCCGCUGCUGUGGCACUCUCUUCCAUUAGGCUUACCUCAAGAUUCGACAUUCAAGCCGCAGUCUCAUGGGCAAGUGAACCAGCGCGCCAAACAGAGACCUGGGAUGCUUGCGUUCAUGAUAUCAUCUCCAAACGAGCCACACGGUUUCCCUCAAGAGAGGCUAUCUUCUCCUUCGAUGGCUGUAUGACCUAUUCUGAGUUGGAGAAUGCCUCUUCUCGCUUUGCAGAACAUCUGUCAAAACUAGGUGUUGGACCAGAAACGCUUGUCCCCAUCUGCUUCGAGAAGAGUUUGUGGACCAUCGUGGCCAUGCUCGGUAUCAUGAAAGCCGGAGGAGCGUUUGUUCCUCUUGAUCCUGUAUCCCCCAUCAAUCGCACCAAAGCGUUGAUCAAAGACAUGGGUAAUGUCGAGAUUAUUGUUGCUUCGGCAUCGACUACGGCCAGUUGUGUCGGCCUUUGCACCAACAUCGUCACGUUGUCAAAUGAACUGCUCACGCAUCUUCCACCUUUAAGCAAGAUGCCCGUCAUUUCCAAGGCCAGUCCUACCAACGUUGCAUAUGUUAUUUUCACGUCUGGCUCCACCGGUACACCCAAGGGUGUCAUAGUGGAACAUCGCUCGUUGUGCUCCAGUAUUCAGGGUCACGGAACAGACAUUGGCUUAGACAAAGAUUCACGCGUCCUUCAGUUCUCCAACUACGUCUUCGAUGUCAGCUUGGGGGAGAUUCUCAGCACCCUCGUCUUUGGGGGAACCGUAUGUGUACCCUCGGACACAGAGCGACUCUCGGGAAGUGGCCUUGUAGGAUUCAUAGCCCAGAGCAGUGCAAAUGUUGCUUUCCUCACUCCUUCAGUUGUCGCAACACUAAGCCCGGAAGAGGUUCCUUCAUUAAAAACACUCGUCCUUGGAGGUGAGGCUCCAACUCGCGAAAAUCUACAAACGUGGUACGGCAAGGUAAAUGUGCUCAACGGAUACGGUCCCGCGGAAGCUUGUAUUUACUGCAGCGUGUCCCAAUUCACAAGUCCAACCGACCGUCCCACCAUUGUCGGUCGCGGUUCUAACUUCAAACUUUGGGUCGUCGACGUCAACGAUUCUUCUCGUCUCUCCCCCGUUGGAUGCGUUGGCGAAAUUCUCCUCGAAGGCCCCGGCUUAGCCAGGGGCUAUCUCAACAACCCGGCAGCGAGUUCAGCAGCAUUCAUCCACCUGGAGUCUUCUGACUGGUUGGAUUGCGAAAACGACAUUACCAAUCGUCGAUUUUACAAGACUGGAGAUCUUGCACGAUGCCAUGUGGACGGCUGCAUCGAGUACAUGGGCCGCAAAGACAAUCAGAUUAAGCUUCACGGACAACGGAUUGAGCUUGGCGAGAUUGAGUACCAAGCCAAAUCGGCACUCGCACUGCAGGGUUCAUCGGAGCCUGUGGUGAUUGAUCUCGUACGAACGGGUGGCAGGGAGGCUCUGGUUGCCAUCGUCAGCCUUGGAAGCAUCAAGACUGCAGAUGAAGAUGCACCUGUCAUGAUGAUGAUGAUGACAGAAACGCUUCGAAAUAAGUUUGGGAAACUGGCUUCCGAGCUGAGCGCAACGCUCCCAUUAUACAUGGUCCCCCAAUACUACAUUCUGGUGUCGCAGAUGCCCACAACCUCUUCUGGAAAGAUUCACAGAAAGGGUCUCCGCGAACACAUUGAAUCUCUUACGGCCUUGGAUCUUAAGGCAUACUUCAUUGAGCCCUCAGCCCUCGGUGCUCUAAAUCGGGGCGCGGCUGACACGAACGAUUUCCGCCCACCCACCACGCCAAUCGAAGCUAGUCUUCGAGAUAUUUGGUCCCGAAUUCUCAAUCUGCCUAUCGACUCGAUUGGUAUUGAUGACAAUUUUUAUCAUCUCGGUGGUGACUCAAUACGGGUGAUAACCAUGGCAAAGCGCAUCAAGCAGGAAUACGACGUGGCUCUCGGUUUAGGCCAUCUUGCUGGCAAGGAAACAACGAUUGCAAAACUCGCGGCUGUUAUCAAAACAAGUCAGAAUCAGAGUCAACAGCCUACUUUGGCGCAGCCCAAAUCCAAUGGCACAUUCAUUGAUAUGUUGGGUGAGACUGCACGAAUGACUAACAAAGCGCUUAGUCCACAAGGACCACAGCUCCUGACGAUUCCUCGUUCGGUGGCCACUCUCUCUGCUCGUCAGUCAGUUUUCCUUACCGGAGCCACAGGGUUCUUGGGAACGGAAAUUUUGCGCCAACUGUUGUCGUCUCGGGAAGUUUCUCGUGUUAUUGUGCUUGUGAGGGCCAAAUCUGCGACCCAUGGGUUACAGCGUGUUACACGGACAGCAGAAACAAUCGGUUGGUGGCCCCAUAUCGAUGACGCGAACAAGAGAAAGCUCGUAGUAUGGGAGGGUGACUUGGCUUUGCCGUUCCUCGGACUUGGCUCUGAAAAAUGGCAAGAGCUCUCUAGCAACGUCAGUGCCAUCAUCCACAACGGUGCCGUUGUAAAUUGGCAGGCCGAUUUUGAGUCCCUGAAAGCGGCCAACGUAUUGUCAACAGUCGACCUGUUAUCCACAGUCUCAUCUUCACGUGGAGUUUCGAAGCUUGUGUACGUAUCAGGCGGCAUCAAACUCGUCAAUACACAAGCAAACCAGCAUCAGGUGGCUUCAGAGCUCUCCAGGGGCGGCACAGGGUACAUGCAAACAAAAUUCCUGUCUGAAAGCGUUGUGCAUAACGUUGCGGCGCAUCUAGAAAAGUCGGCCAGCACAGAAUCUGUGCAAAACCGCGUUUCGGUGGUGAAGCCAGGUGUCAUCCUCGGGGCAGGCAUUCGUGGUGCUGCCAACACAGACGACUACAUUUGGCGUGUCGUUGCCACCGCUGCAACUUUGGGAUACUAUCCUUCGGAGCCCGAGGAUCACUGGAUGUAUCUAGAUGAUGCCGAUGCGGUUGCUCGAUCCAUCAUGAUCCAAGCCGGUCUCAACAGCAAGCAAAAUUCCCCCGCUACCUUCAAAUCGUUUGUGGAUCUUCAAGAGGGCUUGACAGUUCCAGAGUUUUGGAGACUCAUCGUCGAAGAACUGAACGGUGUUCAAGGCAAAUCUGAGAUGAAGGCUCUUUCUUGGGCUGAUUGGACUGAGCUGGCAUUAUCGCACAUGGACCAAGUUGGAGAGUCACACCCACUUUGGCCAGUGCAGCACUUCCUUGGCCGCCUGGGAACUGGCAAUUCGCAACCUCAGAAAACCACUUUCGACGACGCAACGCGUAUUUCCGAGGCGGUGAGGAGGAAUGUUAGGUAUCUUGUCGAGGUCGGAUUCGUACAGUCUGGAGCGACUUGCGAGCUGACAGCAGAAGUCUUCCGUCGGUCUGAUAUGAGGAGGCAGGUGUGA
Molecule: messenger RNA, 35409 nt
Organism: Drechmeria coniospora
Lineage: Eukaryota; Fungi; Ascomycota; Sordariomycetes; Hypocreales; Ophiocordycipitaceae
Exons: 18
Coding region: 1-35409 (11802 amino acids)
Biological process (GO): secondary metabolite biosynthetic process; amino acid activation for nonribosomal peptide biosynthetic process
Cellular component (GO): cytoplasm
Molecular function (GO): phosphopantetheine binding; catalytic activity
Source: RefSeq, a predicted model, not a curated record